Messenger RNA from Besnoitia besnoiti, 1854 nucleotides. RefSeq lists its product as uncharacterized. The coding region runs from base 1 to 1854 and encodes 617 amino acids. Lineage: Eukaryota; Apicomplexa; Conoidasida; Eucoccidiorida; Sarcocystidae. The record is from RefSeq and is a predicted model, not a curated record. The transcript has 2 exons.
AUGCUAGGGGACUUGAUGUGCUCCCGGGGCAACGUGGCGCGAGGUGCGCGCGUCCGCGGCUCGCUCUCCUUCAAAACUCGGUUUUCGGCGCCUUCCGGCUCUUCUGCCCCCGCAACAUCUUCCUCUCGCGCGAGCGGCUCUUUGCCUCCUCGCGCCCUGCCUUACUGCGCGUUGCCAGAGUCUCUUCACCUCUCCGCUAGGCGCUCGCGGCUCUGCGGCGCCGCUCUGCCGCUGCGAGCCCCGGCGCCCUCCUGGACCUCUGCUUCCGGUUGCUCGCUUUCUUCUUCGUGUUCACGGCAGCCAGCUUCAGCCUCCUCAUCGUCUCCGACUCUGACCGCGGCGCCGCGGCGCCAAGUCCUCAGAUUCUCAACGGCGCGCGCCUGCGGGGCUCCGCGCGAGCUCCUCCCGGCGGGUGUACGUACACCACAGCCCGCUCGCUGGAUCUCAACUGCGCAGGCGGGGCGUCAGGAGGCGUGCGAGGAAGCAGACGCCGCAGUGGCGGAGGCUGCGACAAAGGAGAGCGUAGGCGCGAAGGCGGGCAGCGCGGAGGAAGGGGCCUCUCACAUGCAUGCGGCGACGAAGGAAGAGAUUGUGCAGGGUGGAUUUUCCGAGGCGGAGCCUCUGGCCGCUGCGGAGGCGCGCGAAUCCGCCGCAGGCGCAGAGGCGCAGGACUCGCAGCAGAGGGACUCCGCAGCUGCGGAACCGGGGGCCGCUCUGUCGUCUUCGCCGGAGGCGGCUUCGUCCGCGCUGCCUCCAGAGUUCUGGGACUGCCCGAACGACUUGCUGGAGUUCCUCGCGCCGCCUCCGCUCGAGAAUUUCUUCAGCGUCGACGGCGGGGACUUGGAGCCGGAGCAAGUGCGCGAGGUGAUCCGCCAGGUCUUUAGGCCCGCGGGACGCGGCGCGCUGGCCGCCGACCGCGUCGAGCCGUCGCUGUGGUGUCGCGACGGCGCUGUGGGUGGCUCAGCUGCGGCGCGCGGCGAGGAACUUCCGCCGUGGCUGAAGUACCCGGAACCCAACGCGCUCUGGCCCAACCCGCUGCUUCACAAUCACCGCCUGAAGCCGUUCGCGCUGCCUAGGCCCGCGACCGCGGCUGCCGAGGGCGACGGCGAGAAGGCGGAGGACGGAGAGCGGCUGAGCGGGCGGAAGAAGACGGCCGGGGAGAGUCUAGCGGCGCAGCAGCUGCGGGCGAACAAAAGCCGCCUCGAACACCUCUGGAAGUUCGCGCGCAGCUACGGCGUCGCCUGGGAUGAGCUGGACGCGGUGUACAUACACUUCAUCGAGAUGCGGCGGGCGCGCGAGGAGAACUGGGAGAAGCACCGAAACGAGCUGCUGCAAUAUGCGUCCAUCGUCGCCGCGAGAGAGCUGAAGGAAAGGCGGAAGCAGGAGAUCAAGGAAGCCGGCGUCGACCUCGCCGACGUGGAGCCACAACACCGCGAACACAUGCUGCUGCCCAGGAGUCUGCACAGACAAGAGACGCGAAAGUUAUUUUUCCAGUGGCAUCGCAGCUACAUGGGGCCGUGGCGGCCAGGCGGUCUGCAGAAGUUGAUGAAGGCCGUCGUGACGCUGCGCAUGCUACAGCGCGAGACGAACGAGCGCUUUCUUUUCCUAAACAAGCAGACGGGCGGAAGCGAAGCCGACGGCGAAGAAGAGCGCCUCCAGCGAGAGGCGGAGCUCAUGAAGAUCCUCAAAAAACCGGCGCAGAAUCGCGGUCUCGCCCCCGAUUCUCUCGCGGAAGAAGACGCGGCGGACGACGUCUGGGACUUCCACGCUGUCGGCCGGAAGGCGCACGCAGAGGCGGCGCAAGAGGACGAUGCCGAAGAAGAGGAAGAGGGACAAGUGAAAAUGGGACAGUAA